AUGUGCAGAGGUGUAGAAGAGAGUGGUUUCUGCCAGCCGCCAGUUAGUUCCCCAACAGGGUAUGUGUGUUGUGAGCUCUGCAGCAGAAGGGCUUCAUUGUAUUGCCAAGCAGAUGAUGCAUAUUUGUGUAGAAAAUGUGACCAAUGGGUUCAUGGGGCUAAUUUCUUAGCUCUCAGGCAUGUUAGGUGCCUGCUCUGCAACACAUGCCAGAACCUUACUCAAAGAUAUGUCGUCGGGAUUUCGGUUGAGGUGAUGCUUCCAACCAUUCUGAGUUGGGUGGAGAGAAAACGAUGCAGUUCAAAUAACAAAAGAAGGCGCUCAACCACACUGAAAAGGCCUUUCCUUUUCAUGUGA
Molecule: messenger RNA, 354 nt
Organism: Prunus armeniaca (apricot)
Lineage: Eukaryota; Viridiplantae; Streptophyta; Magnoliopsida; Rosales; Rosaceae
Source: the annotation of a GenBank genome assembly